ACUUGCGCUAUUUGCUAAUAUUUUUCUUCACGCCGAUUAGCCGGCGUGCACGGAAAUAAAUCCCAUUUCAUGGCCGCACCGUCUCACGAUUCUUGAAUGCGUUUUAUUUUUCUCUCUUUUUUUCUUCGAGAACGAGUGAAUUUAGGUUGAGUGCUUGCGCCAUCACCGCGAUGUUACCAUGUUACGCCGCACGCGUUCAAGAGGGGGGGUGUCUGUAGUCGCAUGAUUCAUAUAGACGAUGGUGUGUUGAUCUGUGGCUCAGGUGGACCUCUCCGUAACAGCUUUUAGACGGCACCAACAACACCGAUCAAAUGGACUGGCAUCGAAUCUAGAAGCGACACUUCAUCAUGAGGCCGAUCAUAGACCUCGACGAAUGUAUCCGGGACUCUCCGAAAUUUCGGGAGGCACUAGAGGAAAAUGAAGAGAGCAUCGAUCAACUAGAAAUUAAGCUUGAUAAAUUGGUAAAGCUGUGCACCAACAUGGUUGAGACUGGGAAAAGCCAUGUCACAGCGAAGAGUGCAUUUAUCAACGGCAUCUGGGAUUUGGUUGGUUAUUUCAAGGACGAUGCAUCCAUUGUGAGUUCUCUAAAUAGGUUUAUACAGAUUCUUACAGACGUGUUGAAAUAUCAGUCGAUACUCCUCGAGCAUGCACAGAAGUCUAUAGUGAAAAACCUGAGCCAUUUCAUCAAGGUGGACAUCCGCCAGAGCAAGGAGACGCGACGACACUUUGAGAAGAUCAGUGACGACCUGGACAAUGCGCUGUUCCGCAACUCGCAGGUGCAACGCACCAAGGCUUCGGAGUGUGAGGAUGCCCACAAUGUGCUGAUUGCCACUCGGUCCUGCUUUCAGCACUUGACACUUGAUUAUGUUCAUCAACUCAGCUGUUUGCAGUCUAAGAAGAGGCAUGAGGUGCUGCAAACUCUGUUAUCUCUCAUGGGUGCCUACAGUACAUACUUUCACCAAGGCUCGGACCUGUUUGAGGACUCUGAGCCCUUUCUAAAGCAGCUGGGAGCCACCCUUGACAAGCUCAGCAAGGAGUCUGCUGACCUUUCAAAGCAACUUGACUCAAGGCACACUCUUGUGACCUCAAAGGAUGUGAUCCCAGUAGUCCACAAGGACCCUUCGGCCAACAACGGCAUCAGCCUGGAAGGAUACCUGUUCAAGCGGACCUCCAAUGCCUUCAAGACCUGGAACAGGCGGUGGUUCAUCAUCCAGAAUGGUCAGCUAGUGUACCGCAAGCGCUCCAAGGACGAGCAGCGCACAAUCAUGGAAGAAGACUUGCGGCUGUGCACCGUGAAACCCGCACUGGAUUUUGAGCGACGGUUCUGCUUUGAGGUCCUCUCACCUUCAAAGACUCACAUGCUACAAGCUGAUUCUCAAGAGUCGUAUGACUGCUGGAUCACUGCUUUGCAGUCAGGAAUCUCACGCGCGUUAGACCAGCCUGCACGAGAUGACGAGGACGAGAAGCUUUCAAAGAAUGAAUGGAAAGCGUCCUCAGAUUCUUCAUUGUCAUCGACCUCAAGGCAGAGUGCAAACCCAGUACCAAAACCUCCAAGGGCUCACAUCCAGCUCACUGGCAUCCCUGGGAAUGAAAUGUGUUGCGACUGCCGUUCACCUGGACCUUGUUGGGCCAGCAUCAACCUGGGCAUCACUCUGUGCAUCGAAUGCUCUGGGAUACACAGGAGCAUGGGUGUGCACGUGUCCAAAGUGCGCUCCCUGACACUCGACACCUGGGAGCCAGAAAUACUCAAGGUGAUGGCUGAACUGGGCAACACAGUCAUCAACAGUGUCUACGAGGCUCGCGUGGAUGAAAACAUUGCUGUCAGGGCCACACCAGACUGCAGCAGGAGUGUCCGUGAGGCCUGGAUUAAGGCUAAGUACUUGCAGAAGGCAUUUGUGAAGCCACUUCUUGGGUCAGUGGCCUGCCUGUCCCCACCACGCGAUGCGUCACGUGCGUCACCAGCAGCAACACCGGUUCUGCGAAAAGCCACGCUGCCUCAGCGCUGGAGCGUUCGCAAAAUGCACCGUCGCAGAAGGACCAUUCAUGCCCAAGACCAGCGUCAAGUAGAUGCAGGUGACACUGCUCUUGGAGUCUCCCGGCGUCACAGCAGCGCUGUCGCAUUGCCGGCCGACAAGUCCCCUGUCAGCAUCGACGCCUUGUCUGUGAGCUCUGUAGGCUCAGAGACCCGCUUCAGCAUGGCCUCGCAGGAGAGUGGGGUGGUCAUGAAGGAGGGCACCUCUCUGCCCCCUUUGGACAGUGAAGGAAAGGCUGCGGUUGAGAUGUCCUCCAACCAGUCCGAGGACGAUGUGCUCGUCUUUGGGGAGUCCCUCGUCCAGGUCAUGCCACCACCUUCAGAGCUGGAGCUGGACAGCGCAGAUGAGUCGCCGACACAAGAUGAAGAGGACACAACCCAGGAAGAAGACAUGUCCAACCUGAGCCCCAGCUUGCUCCUGUACAGGGCAGCAGCUGCCCACAACUUGCCAGUGAUGUGUCUUGCCCUGGCGAAUGGAGCCGACCCGAACUGGCCCAAUCCGGAUGAAGGGGGUCGAUACCCUCUCCACCAGGCUAUACAGAGUGGCUCUAUCAUGGCCUGCGAGUUCCUCCUCCUGAAUGGUGCCAAAUCAAACAGUGCCGACGACAACGGCCGCACGUCCCUCCACAUCUCUACUCUGCUGGGGAACACAGGGCAAGUGUGCCUUUUGCUGAAGCAUGGGGCUGAUCAGCACUCUCAGGAUAAGGAUGGCGCAACAGCACUGAAGAUGGCUGUGGAUAACGCCAACCCCGAUAUCGUCACCAUGCUCAGGCUCGCCAAGCUCAAUGAGGAGAUUCGCCGUGAUGAGUUUGGCAACCCAGGUGACGACACCUUCAUCGACGUUGUCCGAGACUUCUCACACAUGGCCUCCAACAAUCCGGAGAAGCUGCGGCGCCAGCCAAGCAAGCACGCGGAGUGAGGAAACGCACCCAUAUUUGUUGUUGUUUAGGUGCAACUUUUCUUUUUAUUGUUGUUGUUUACUAAAAGGAAAAGACUGAUAUUUACCGUCUGUUAUCGCAGCCCGUCAAAACGUUUUGUCAAACUGCUCAAAAUAUGUGAAGCCUAACUGACUAGCAUGCGUUUUUCUAAAUUAUUUCUUUUUCUAACUUGUAUGUGAUGCUUGUCAGUAGUGGCGAAGACUACGAGGCCAAGUUUUGCGCGGCAGAACUUUAAUGCUCCAGCAAAUCAUGGCCUAAGCUGGUACAUAUAUAGCAAUUUCUUUUGUUUGAUUUUUCUCCUAUUGUUAUCUGUCCUCUAGACUGGACAGUCCUGUGAGCCCUGCCCAAGUUGGUAUCAAGUGUAAAUGAAUUGGCUUGCAAUGCUAUAGGUUAACCUUAUCCCAGUGCUGCUGCUUCUGUUAGCAACGGUUUCUUUAUUAUCGUUACUUUUUGAGUUGCUGCAACAGUGCUACUUUUGAAUCGAUACACAGACGCGUUCAUUAGGACGACCGAUUUGCCAAUUGAUCUAUGUAUAAACAGCUGUUAGCCCCAGGCUAUGUUCCCACUUAUUUACGAGACACAAUGGUCGUGUUGGACCAUGCAGUUUUUGUGUGUUUGUUGAGCAUGCCACUGUUGAAAACUGAUGCCGGGCAACUUGUAAGUUGGGAGAUUGCCCAAUGCGUUUCCAUGUUUGGCUAGUGAAUGAAGUGUUAUCUGCAUGCUUUUUCAGUGAAAAUACUGGGCACAAAAUGCUUUACUGCCACCAAACAGCUUGUGUAAUGUUUCGUGUUUGAUAGCAUUCGCAUUUGUUUUACUUUGUCCGUGGUGUAAAGCCAAAUGACAGGCUUUGUUGGAGCAGCACACACAGGUUGUGUGUGUAGUGUACUAGCUGUGUGCAUUGUCCGGAGUUGUAUUUACGAGCAUUGUUUCCUUGCCUAUGCUUAUGCAGUUUCUUUUACACAAAUGUGUUUCCUUUGCCUUCUCUUUUUUUUUUUUAAAGGCUUAAGAGCAUCAGGCCUGCACUGUGUCAGUUGACCUUUAUUUUUAUUAUUAUUGGUAUUAUUAACAUGAUAGUCAAGAUAAUUGUUGCAAGUCUUUCAGAGGCAUGUUCCUAGGGUGUGCAUUUAAACUGCACUAGAGAAAAUGUCUUUCUUUUUCUUUUUCUUAAAAAAAGUGAACAGACCCCUUUGUUUAGAACAGAGGUCAAGUAACACUUGCAUUGUUUGCACGAGGUGUCAGCUUUAUAACUACAAUCGCUAAUUGCUCAGCUAAUUAAUGCCACUAGCUUCAAAAGUUUGAUGUGCGUGCUUAAAGACUUGCUAUUUGAGAUUGUGGACAGAAUAGAUGUUUUCUUAUUUGGCCGAGGCCAAGGAAUCGUGUUUGCGCAGUGCAGUUGGAAUUGCAAGCUUUGGCUUAGAAAUAGGUGCCAGAGGACCGAAGAGACGUUCUAGUAUUCAUCAGAGCCGAAGGUUUGCAUAUGUGUGAAACGCAGUUGGCAUUGCAAGCUUUAGCUUUAGAAGUAGGUGCCACUGCGAACGCGUUUUUAUAGGUAUCAAAAACUCUGUAUCCUUAUGGUUGCCGAAUGUUUUCUUGCCUGUUUGUAGAUCGUUGUUCCAUGUAGAUAUUUAAAGUUUGUGAUCACUGUGGAACCAGUUAUACUCCUAAUUAUUACUUCAUACAGCUAUCAUUAAGGUAUAGCAGUUUGUAUACAGAUGCAUAAAGGCGUAUAGUACUUUGUGAGAAGUGUCUGAGAAAGAUUGUGGUUGUACUGUUUUUUGAGGAUGUAUUGCCAAUGUUUUUAUAAUGACGGUGGUGUAAAACAUGUUAUAAGAGCAUGUAACCAUAAUACAAGCUGUGUCAAAGUCUUAAAAUCCUUUUAACCCUUUCACUUCCAUAUUCUUUUGAGAAUAAUUUAAAAUUUACGAAACUCCUUAAGCUUGUUUUAUUUUGCAACAUAUCCUAAUUUGAAAAUAUGUGCUGUUUAUGUCUUACAUAGAAGAAAGGUGACUUUCCCUCAACAUGAGCACAGCUUUUGCAUUGCACUUGAUUUAUGAUCAUAUAUUUAACUUUAGGUUAAUUCAAACGAACUUUCUAGUUUUAUCUGGUGUGGUUUGUCAUCAUUGCAAUCUUGAAUCCACAUAAUUCAAACAAGGCCUUCAGUUCAAGCUUUCUAUAUAAAUAAGAUAGCUAAGAUCAUCUGUGAGAGGACAUUCACAAACCACGAGUAGUCAAAAACGUUUUACAUUUGGGAUGUGCAUGUUUACAGGCAAUGCUGUGAAACGCUGCCUCUAACUCACAAAUGCAACUACCGAUUCUCUAUUUCUACAUGACUGAGAAUGUACAUAAUUUCCCUGAUAACACAUAAUGAUGUUUUAAACUAGAAUAUAUUAACGGAAUUCACACAUACACCAUUGUUUCUAGGAGAUCGAAUUAAUAAGAGUCGAUUGUGAUUGUGUGCUCACAUGAUCACAUGCCUGAUCACAUCAUUAGAUGAGUGCGAGGCAUCAAAAUGCGUAUAACUAGGGAGUCUUGUAGUAAAUUUGCUCAGUGUAGUUCUUUUCCAACAAGCUAGGCCAUAGAACCUGUGGCCUAGACAAGUGGGACAAGUCAAAGGGUUAAAAGGGUUACAGCAUUGCAUACAAUGUGUGCCGUGGUCACCACCUCGCGACGAUGACUUGUCAUUUACCAGUUGUUUGGUUUUUUGUUUAAUGUGAGCGAUUACUUUAGUUUGUGUAACAUGACGACGUGCUGGAAAUACAAAAUGCUGCUCUUUUGCUUAAAGGGUGCUCCUGCGGUUAGAGACAUUCCCAAACAAUUCCUGCAGUGUCAGUAAAGAUGUCAUGAACUUGCAUAAUGUGACCGUGGCUUAUGGGAAGGAAUACUGACAGCAGCAGUCUACCACAAAUCUCUAAAUCAGCUCGCCGGCAUGGGAUGUGACUUCUUACUUUCUUUUUAAGCAAGUCCAGAUAUGCUUGCUACAUUAACUAAAGUAGACUCUCGAUAAUACAAACUUGGGUAAUAGUUUCACCAUUUGGUUUGUUGAAAAAAGAACUACUACUUACAAUUUUUGGUUGGCCCGCUCUAUUAUACACAAAUAGAAACCCUUAAUUUAUCAAAGUUGAACAAGGAUUUUGGCUUAUUCAAACAUUUCUGGCCUUUAAGGACAGAGUAAUGUCUCCUAGGAAACGCUCAUGAAUAGUCAACACAUGCCAACGUUUGAUAUUCAAGCAGCCUUAUAUGUUAACAGGCACCAGUCCUGUCAGACAUGUCUUUGGACAUGACUGGGUGUGCGUUCAGCUGCUCACAUGGUAAGCAAUAUUUCUGUUUUGGGACACAUUUUAGUUACGGUCUGAUAAUUAAUACGAAAAUUCAUGGGCCCUAUGAACUUGUAUUAACAAGAGUCUACUUACUAAUUUGUCGGAGUGGGAAUUUCGGGACAAGGGUCGGCAGCCACAGUCAGGAGAAUUAAUGUUGGGGGAAAAAGAAAAAGUAUGAUGAUCCAGGAUCUCAAAGGCUCCGUGUGACCGAGCACAGCCAAAGAAUUUGUCCACAGUGGCAAAGACAUUGCUGUGAUAACAUUUUAAAAAAAAAUGUGGGAACAAAUGUUUCUUUUAAUGUCACAAGUUUAUAUGAUUACAUGGAGACCGUAUAGAAAGCACCAUGUGCAUGAUGAUGUCAUUAGUGCUACUGAGAAAGUAAGUGUUUAAAAAAAGAAGUGUUUGGGGAAGCCGAAGUACAAUAAAGGCAUUUUAAAUGACAUGA
Molecule: messenger RNA, 6732 nt
Organism: Dermacentor andersoni
Lineage: Eukaryota; Metazoa; Arthropoda; Arachnida; Ixodida; Ixodidae
Gene: CenB1A
Product: Centaurin beta 1A
Cellular component (GO): cytoplasm
Molecular function (GO): protein binding; GTPase activator activity
Source: RefSeq, a predicted model, not a curated record